UUUAUGCCACACUUUCUCAAAAAAGAAAUAUUAUUACCCUUUCCAUAUUUCAUCACACGGCAUAAACACGUGGCUCAAUCUAUGAACUUGACCAAUUUACACGAACCGGCACGUGUGUCCCACAACACCUCACAUUUCUCUCCUUCUCUGUCUAUCAUCAUCACUCCGAACAUGCCGUACCUAACCACAACAGAAAACAAAAAAACUGAAAACCUUCUUUUUUUUCUUUCCUCUUAAAAAAAACAAAACCAAAAGAGAAAAACCAAAACCAAACCCAUUCUCUCUGAAACAAAAUAAAAAACUGAUUUUUGCAAGCAACCCAUUUAAUCUCAAACCUUCAAUUCACCAAAUCCAGCUUCUAAUUUCAAUUUCCAUUCGAUUCAUUUUUCGUUAAUAUAAUUAGAGUUCGGUCUCUGGUAGCCACAAAAAUGCCGGAGAUCGAACAAGCGACGGCGGCGGAAGUAACAGCCUUAUUCGGAAAAUAUGAAUUGGGAAGAGUCGUUGGUUGCGGCGCGUUCGCGAAAGUGUACUACGCGCGCAACACACAAACAGGACAAAGCGUAGCGGUGAAAAUAAUCAACAAAAAGAAACUCUCCGGAACAGGUCUCGCCGGAAACGUGAAACGCGAAAUCUCAAUUAUGAGUCGUCUUCACCACCCUCAUAUCGUGUGUCUCCACGAAGUUCUCGCUACCAAGACGAAAAUCUAUUUUAUAAUGGAUUUCGUUCGUGGUGGAGAACUCUUCGCUAAGAUCGCAAAGGGUCGGUUCAGCGAAGAUCUCAGCCGUAAAUAUUUUCAUCAAUUAAUCUCAGCCGUUGGAUAUUGUCACUCGCGUGGCGUUUUUCAUCGUGAUCUUAAACCGGAGAAUCUUUUGUUGGAUGAAAAUGGAAAUUUAAAAGUUUCGGAUUUCGGUUUAAGUGCGGUUAGAGAUCAGAUCCGACCCGAUGGGUUGCUUCAUACACUUUGUGGGACCCCUGCUUACGUGGCACCGGAGAUUCUAGGUAAGCGAGGCUACGAUGGAGCUAAGGUUGAUGUUUGGUCAUGCGGCGUCGUUUUGUUUGUUCUUGCGGCUGGUUACCUUCCAUUCAACGACCAGAAUUUAAUGGUUAUGUAUCGGAAAAUCUACAAAGGGGAAUUCCGGUGUCCACGUUGGAUGUCACCGGAUCUCCGGCGAUUUUUGUCGAAGUUACUUGAUACAAACCCGGAAACCCGAAUCACUGUCGAUGGAAUGACCCGAGAUCCGUGGUUUAAGAAAGGGUACAAGGAGAUAAAGUUUCAUGAAGAAGAUUAUGGAUCCGGGUCAGGGAGCGGGGUUGGAUUCGGGUGUAAGGGUGAUGGGUCGGAGGUGUUGGAUUUGAACGCGUUUGAUAUUAUAUCUUAUUCCUCGGGUUUGGAUUUAUCCGGGUUAUUCGGGGAAUUUGAUGGGGUGGAGCGAUUUGUUUUAAGGGAGUCGCCGGAGAGGAUAUUAGAGGUGGCGGAGGAAGUGGGAACGGCGGAGGGAAUGGCGUUAAGGUGGAAGAAGGAAUGUGGGGUGGAGUUGGAAGGUUUAAAUGGUAAUUUUGGAAUUGAGAUUGAGGUUUACCGGUUAACGGCUGAGAUGGCGAUGGUUGAAGUUAGGAGAAGAGGAAGCGAUGUUGCGGCGUUUAGUAAUUUGUGGGAUGAGAAGCUUAAGCCUCAGUUGUUGUUAGGUGUUGCAACCACUUCGCAUGAACAUGAACAUCAACCGCAGUUGCCGGUUGCCGGUGAUUGAAAUUAACUGGUAUUUAUUUUCUCACUAUUAUUUUACAUUUUUAUAUAAAAAUGUUAACUCACAAUCCAAAAUUGUACAAAGUAGAAGAAAAAAACGCAAAAGAAAGAAAAAAAAAGCUUUGGCUGUGUGGCUGCCAAAACAAUGAAGAUUGGUGGAGUAGGAUGUUUGUGUGAGACAUGGAUCGAACUGGAAAAAGGAAGGUCGAAUUGGAUGCUAGUAAUAUGUAUUAUUUGAUCCUCAGAUGAACAAUUCACACGAAAAAAAUAAAAUGAUUAAUGUAAAUCAUUAAUCAUAAAUUAAUUAUGAGUAAUUACAAUAAUAACUAUUGUUCUGUAUAUAUUAUUAAAUUAAAUAUAAAUAUAAAUAUUUGAG
Messenger RNA from Cicer arietinum (chickpea), 2120 nucleotides. NCBI's taxonomy places the organism in Eukaryota, Viridiplantae, Streptophyta, Magnoliopsida, Fabales, Fabaceae. The record is from RefSeq and is a predicted model, not a curated record.